UUUUAGUAAUAGAGCCAACCUCUUGGAGGCAAUAUGUCCAAGUUGAUUUUGUACGGAACAGAGGCUAGUCCUCCAGUUCGGGCCGCCAAAUUGACCUUGGGCGCCCUCGGUAUUCCCUACGAAUACGUCAAAAUAAAUACCCGGGCCAAGGAGACCCUUUCGCCUGAGUUCUUGCGAAAGAAUCCGCAGCACACGGUGCCCACUUUGGAGGACGAUGGCCACUUCAUCUGGGACUCACAUGCAAUCAGCGCUUAUCUGGUGUCCAAGUAUGGCCAGAGUGACACUCUUUAUCCGAAGGAUCUGCUCCAGCGGGCUGUGGUGGAUCAGCGAUUGCACUUCGAGUCCGGAGUGGUCUUUGUCAACGGACUGAGAGGCAUCACCAAGCCACUCUUUGCGUCCGGCCAGACCACGAUUCCCAAGGAGCGUUACGAUGCCGUCAUAGAGAUCUACGACUUUGUGGAGACUUUCCUUACCGGACAUAAUUUCAUUGCCGGAGAUCAACUGACCAUAGCGGACUUUAGCCUCAUCACAUCGAUCACCGCACUGGCGGUAUUCGUGGACAUCGAUCCAGUGAAAUAUGCCAAAACAACUGCGUGGAUCAAGAGGAUUGAGGAACUACCUUAUUACGAGGAGGCAUGUGGCAAAGGUGCCCGCGAUUUGGUGGCCCUACUCAAGAAAUUCAAUUUUACCUUCUCAACUUAAUAUUUCCUGCUUCAUAUAUAGCGAAUUGAAUAUUCCUUAAGCUGAAUUAAGAUAUAUAAUAAAAACAUUUCUACAAACUCAUAUAAGGCAACAUGGCGUACACAUGAUCAUGCAGAAGACUUUUGUUUUCUGUUUUUAGUUAUUAAGUACAUUGUUAAGUACAAUUAGUUUACCAAUAAUUCAGCUUGCAAGCUGGGCUCCUGGGCUCCUUCUAUACAAUGUAAAAUAAUAUAUAUAAUUGUAUAUAAUGUAAUAUAUAAUUGUAAUUGGCCAAGAGCACAAAGAAAUCAAAUGCGAAAUAUCUUAGCUUUGAAGCUCUAGAAAAAUGGCGAACAGAAAACAUUUUUAUUGAUUAAUUAUAUGCUUUUAGCUUAUUCAUUAAUAAUAGUUUUAUUUCCCCAGUAAAAUAAACUCACGCAAAAGCACAAAAAUUCCAAAAGCUUUCCUAAAAAUUACACAGGGCUAACAUGAUAUUAGCACCUUAAUUACACAAGUCAUGCAACCGAAUAUCUCAACUAUUCUGUCAUAAAAAUAACUAGUGGAAAAUUAUUUUUAAUAUAAUAAUAUCUUAUGAUUUCGAUUAUAAGCAGUUUUAAAAAUCUUAACAUUGUUCUGCUGUAAGGAGACAGAUCGAAUAGGUCAAGUGGAAGAAUUUUC
This is a messenger RNA of Drosophila erecta, 1359 nucleotides long. RefSeq names its product glutathione S-transferase 1 (gene GstE8). Gene Ontology annotation, molecular function: glutathione transferase activity. Lineage: Eukaryota; Metazoa; Arthropoda; Insecta; Diptera; Drosophilidae. Gene Ontology annotation, biological process: glutathione metabolic process. The transcript has a single exon. The record is from RefSeq and is a predicted model, not a curated record. Bases 34 to 702 code for a protein of 222 amino acids.